Molecule: messenger RNA, 8486 nt
Organism: Python bivittatus (Burmese python)
Lineage: Eukaryota; Metazoa; Chordata; Lepidosauria; Squamata; Pythonidae
Source: RefSeq, a predicted model, not a curated record
AUGGUCUGGGCGGAAGGACGUGGGUCUCCAUGUUGACUCGCUGGCGAAAGAGAGGCCUGCUUUCUUUCCCCUCCCAGGCUAAAAUGGAGGCGACGGGAUCGGCGUGAGGCCUCAGUCGUCCUCCGAGAGAGCUGGGGACAGCCUUACCGUUUCUAAUAUUGACAGCUACUAUACUGCCAAAAUGACAUCUUCUACCUCUGCACAAUUUCCACCAUCUGAGACUGCCUGCAGAACAUCACUUGAACCAGUCAAACAGGUACGACCAAAACUGCCACUCCUGAAAGUUCUGCAUGCAGCAGGUGCUAAAGGUGAAACUUUUACAUUAAAAGAGUGUAUGAUCUAUCUUGGAGAGUACAUUGCACAGAAGCAGUUGUAUGACAAAGAACAGCAGCACAUGGUACACUGUGGAAGAGACCAGCUGGGGGAGCUUUUGGGCUGUCAGAGUUUCUCUGUGAAAGAACCAAGCCCUGUUUAUGAUAUGCUGAGAAGGAAUAUAACUCUUGCCACUGUUACAGAUGCUGCACAGACACUUGCUUUCGCAAAGGAUCAGAGCGAGGAUAAUCCAAGCGAGGAUCAGCUGAAGCAGAAUACCACAGAGAGAAGUUUUAGCACUGAACAAGAAGAUCAUGAAGGUGAUGUAUCUGCCUUAACAGCCUUAAAGCACACAUGCAAAGAGAAAGAAGAUAAAGAACUAAUAGGUAACUUUUCAAAAGAGCAAACUACAUUGGAUUUGUUGGUUGAAGAGUGGGACGUAGCUGGCCUUCCAUGGUGGUUUUUAGGGAAUCUGCAAAACAAUUACAAGUCCAGAAGUAAUGGUUCAACAGAUAUACAUACAAAUAAGGAUGUGGAUACUGCUGUUGUUUCAGAUACUACAGAUGACUUGUGGUUUCUCAGUGAAUCUGCUCCAGAUAACUUCAGUGUCACAGUACCAUCAAAAAUAGUUGGUUGUGAACAAGCUAAUGAAGAAGGAAAAGAGGAUAGUAAAGUAGUGAGUGAAGUUGUAUCUUCUGAUGACCUUGAAGAUUCCCAGUUCUUAAGUGAUGACACAGAUACUGAUGUUCCCUCUGAGCAGGACAGUUGGCAAUGCACCAAAUGCAAGAAGUUCAAUUCUCCCAUUAAACGGUAUUGCUUCCGCUGCUGGGCCUUAAGAAAAGACUGGUUCUCUGACUGUCCCAGGCUAGUGCAAUCAUUGUCCACAUCCAACAUUGCCAUAGUGCACAGUAAAGAAGACCUGAAAGGGAUAGAUGUCCCAGAUUGCCGAAGGACAGUAUCUGCUCCAAUAGUACAACCUAAAGACUUGUGCAGAUCAGUGGUCAAACCCAUCCUGUCCUCUAAAAGCUCUAUGGAUUCUUUGGAUCUGGCCCUGGGAUGUGAAGGCAGAGAACCUUCUCUGCAGUUUGUUAAGUGCACAGAAAAAGAAGAAGUGCAGUUCCUUGAGAAUAGCGAAGAAUUACUGAAGCCUUGUCUUGUGUGCCAGAAGAGGCCACGGAAUGGGAAUAUUGUCCAUGGAAGGACAGCUCACUUGGUAGCCUGUUUCACAUGUGCAAAAAAAUUGAAGAAGGGACGAUCAGUUUGCCCAGUCUGUAAGAAACAGAUUCAGAGGGUGAUUAAGACAUACAUAAUAUAGCUGUGUCAUUUGUUUGGAUGCUAUAGACAUUUGGUAUUCAACUAUUACAAGAUAAUGCUAUGUGCUAUGAGUGUGCUUUCAAGGAAAGAAAAUAAUAUAUUUUAUUCUGAAUUUGCAAAAUAAUCUAUUUCUCAGCCAUUAUAUAUAACAUGAAAAUUAAUAGUUAGCCAUUUCAAUUUUGGAGGAGAGCUGGUAUGAAUUAGAAUUUAAAAAGUUAUGUUUAUAAUCUUAGUCAGAACUUGUUCAUGCUUAGACCAUUUGCUAACUGUAAGUUAAAUAAUAUGCAUGCAAGUGUGCCACUUCUAAAGUCCACAAGUCUUACUGCUAAAUGUUGCCAAGAUGUGUUUUUCUUACUAAUCAUUUAUAGAGCAUGUAAUUAAUAUUUCUUUGUUUGUUUUGCACAGACCUUGUAAGUAAUGGAAUUUGUAUGUAAAAAGGAUAUACUCUAAGUGACAAGUUUAUAUCUUGUUAUGAAUUAUGGAUAUAUCAGUUCAAGACCUAAUUUGAAUAUUGCCCUUUACAAAAUCUGUGCUCAGGAGCAGGCGUCCCCAGAUCUUCUGAUGUCCCUGUAAUAUUAGAUUCAGCAGAAGAAAAUUCUGCAUUAAAACUGUGAAAUUUCUCACUCAGAAGUAGAAAAUAAUGUUUCUGCAGCUUAAAUCCAUGUUCUGUUUUUGUAGUCUGGUUGUCUCCAAAAUGUAUCCAGUGCCCAUUGAAACCUUCGUAAGGACCCCACUGUGUCUGGAUAUAGCUUAAGUGCAAUGAUUAGCUGACCAUGAAUAGGACAAAGUUGAUUGUUGCAGAUUUUAAACCCAUUAAGUUUCUUCUGCAUAUUUACAUUAUGAUGCUUUCAUAAAGGCAAAAGAAACAAUCCCUUUUACAUUUGUAGGUUUUUUUAGUUCUAAACAAGUCAAAAAUUCAACCAGAUGACAUUCUCCCUAACUAAUAAAGUGGAACAAGUCAUUUAAUGCAGUAUUAAAGGGAACCACUCUCAAUUGAAGUUGCUACUGAAUUACUAUGCAUAGUCCAUUGGUGUCCACUGCUCUGACAUUUAUGCAACCAGGCUUUGUUGAUGUUCUUUCCUCUAUCUAGCCGAUCUCCCAUUGUUGCCUUUCUUUAGCACAUUCUGUUCUCUUUAGAAUUUAGGCUCAGAGAUAAGCAAUUUGGAAGAUUUAGGAAUAAUCUAAAGUAGGUUAAAGACAAAUUGCAUUCUGUGUACCAAAAAUGGGACUAGGGAAACUGUUUUGAAUAUGCAAAUCACAUAUUUUUUCUUAUACUUAGGGGUCCUGUGAAGUAACAUACCUUGCAUAUUAAAACUUUUAUUUUUAUAAUCUCCAUUUAUACCUUUAUUUGGGAUAAUUGUAAGAUUGUUACUAGCCAUGUAUUUCUUGAGCCAAAGUGGCAGUAGCAUUCCUGCCUCAAACAUGUAAUCUUUAUCUCUUCUAAGCCUUUUGAAUCAAGACGGUGACUUUGGGUAUAUUGUUGAACUGGCCAAGCUAGAGGAAUUCCCUGCAUUUCUUUUCUUUUAAACCCUUCAUUGCUUUCUACUUUAAUAAGUGCAUUUUCAGAGGCAGUUGUCAAGGCCAGAGACAAACUUCCUGAUAUUUUGGAUUACAGUUCUAACCUUUUCCAUUAGCUAUGCUCACUGAUGGGGUUGAUAGCAUAAAGAUCUGGAGAGCACCAGCAAUGUCCUACACCAUCACAUGGGUUUUUUAAACUAUUCCUCCUUGCUUGCAUUAUCAAAAGAAAUAGUGCUCAAUUUUGAACAGUUGGUGCUCACUCAAACAGUGUUAUAUAUAGUGGACUAUGGCUAUACCUGAGUUAGAGUAAAUUUGAAUAAGUCAAGACAGAGAAGCUGUGAUUUAAAUGCAGUGCCUCAUACCCAUUAAUUUAAAUUGGCUAGUUGAAUUUAUACUGCAAGAAAAGUUUUUAUGACAUUUGCAUUAUGUCAUAAAAAAUUAUAUGUCCCCCUGGUUUGUUUUUAAAUUUGUUAUUUUCCUUAAAUUUCAUAUUUCACUUUCAGUCAACUUCCUGUAGCAAAGAUGGACAAUUUCAAGGGGAAACGUUUGAGAGAAUUCAAGCAAUAUAAUAUGUUUUCUCCCACAAUCCCUGAUCAUGGAGUCAGAUACUAUAUUGCAUGUGUUUUUCCCCCCCUAUUAUAUACAGACUGAUAAUAUGUAAUUAUUUCUAGUUUUUGUGAUAUGUGUGUAUGUGAGAGAGAUAAAGAUGGAUUAUGUUUUUAUGGUAUCCUGCAAAAAUAGAAGCUUGGGGGGGGGGGAUAGGUUGUGCAUAUUAUCCAUAUGUUUCUAGUGUGGAAAUUUCUCCAUAGAGAAAUGUAGCUUUUUUUCCUCUGAAUGCUCACAUGGAAUCUCCAAAAAUGGUGCAGUUUAUUUUUCUUCUUUCUGACUACCUUAAGCUAAAUGCGUAUAAAGUUGCUUUUUGCUGCUUCCAUGUUCUAGUUCCCCUUCUGUUGCAAGAGAGUGAUAUCUGUGACUUUGAUUUUGGGGUCUAAACAUUUUUCCAUCUUUAACUCUUACUAUAUGCAUAUGGUGCAUAAUUUUGUUAAGGUGCUCAACUGGCUCAUUAGGUGACUCCUGUUGGUAGAAUAGGAUGUGGUUUCAUAGAAUCACUUUUGAAGUAAAGUUGUCAUUUUAAAAAGAUGCUUAUUGUGUGAAAAUUGCACAAGAAAAUAAGUGAAGAUUUGCUGGAGAUGCUUCUUAAGUUAUUUCAUGAUGGUCAGAGUUCUAUAACAAUAGAUUGACAGCUUGCAUGUUAGACCUUUUAAAAUAAUUGAGCAUUCCUUCAGCACAAGAUGAUAAGAAUAGAUAAGGAAUUACAUCCAGAAGAGCUGUAACCAAAUAGUCAGUUCCAUAGUCCUCUCCUCCCACAUUGUUUUGAUUUUGUGUUGUGAGUUUCUACAUUCUUCUUUAACGUCUUGAUUUUACUGGCAGAGUUUGUAAAAUGACAUAGAAAAGCAUGUAUAAAUAAUACAAGCUAUGGAGAGAUAACUCAAUGAUACUUUCAGUUCUAUGUGAAUUCUUUCUUUUAAACAGCUACUAUUUAAGAAGGUUACCGGUUAAAAAUAGUCUUUUUUAUAGAUUUUGUAGUCUUAAUUAAGUCUGUGGUUUGUACAUGUUCUAUCAUUAUUAAUAUAUAAAUUUAUAAAUGUAUUAAAUAUAGUGCUAUUCAGCAAUCUGUUUUGUCAUGUGGCACUUUAUUUCAAAUGGGGAUUGCCACCUGAACAUUUUCACCUUUAAUCACAAAACAAUAACUGAGUUGCAGGGAGGAUAACUUACAAGAUAAACUAAUUAGUGUGCAGCAUAACUUUUCUAGCUGGAACUGUAAGUGACUUAAUAAUGAAUGCAGCCAGAGAGGUAGUUUCAGCAAAUAUUGUUCCCACCAAAGGGGAAUCUGAACUGAAAGCUUUAAACUUCUGCCCCUAAAGAUCAGUUGCUCCAAUUGUAUGUCAUUAUUUAUUUAUCUUCAAACAUCACCAAGCUUAAGCUUGAAAUGCAACAAUUGGACUUUUUGCUGUGUUGCUGUCAUUGGUAGCUGCUUUAUCACCCACCACCUAUGAAAUAGCCAGUUCUGCAUGGUAGUCAUAAAAGAUGGUAACUGCAUCACAAAGCUGGCAACCCAAAGUAAAAUAAUAAUGUAUUGGGGAUACAUAUCUAUCCAUCUGUGUAUACAGUAUAGUACCAUGAGUGUUACAUUAUUACUUGGAGGAGCCAGAAUUUCAUCCCUCUCAGCUCUGAAGUUCAUAGACUGAUUUUGAAGUUAAAAACAGAGGGAACUAUUGGUAUGGCAAGCUGCUUCUAGCAGAGAGGUUAAAAACAUGCACGCUAUUUAAUUCUUCAGUUGUCCUUAAUGUGAGCAUUUGAUAAAGAACAGCAGUAGAAAUAGGAAUAAACCAACAAAAGAAACUGCAAAAUCAUGGUGGUAUUUCUUUGACAGAAACUUCACAGCUGUGUUGCAGCUGUGCAACAAAAAUUGUUGCAUUUUUCUCUGUCCUCAGAUUACACCACUGGAUUGGGCAAAACAGUUGUUAACAAACCCUGCCUGCAUAUUGUGUACUAACAAUUUGCAGAAAUGAAGCUCUGAAUAAUAAAACAGUAUGGCUUAUAGAGCCUUACUUUAGAAAAAUAUUGGUACUAAUCAUAAAUGUGCCUUCUGAUAUUUUUGAAGCAAGAUUUUGGUCUGAGUACACACCUAUGACUGGCUUUGUGUUCAGGAAGUAGUUCUAAAGGAUUUGGAUUAGUUUUAUUUUAACUGCAGUAAAUGGACUGCUAUCAUCACCACUCUACUGACAUACUAGAUAUGUUCAGGUACGUGGGUCAGUGUGCUCUUUCAAGGCUGGAGACUGAAGUGAAUAGUACUCUCCUAAAGUUGGUAGAAACAUUUGGGAGGAUAGCUGCAUUUACAUAAGAUUCAUAUUCUGUCCCCAAUAAAUUCAUUAAUGUGAACCUUUUCUGUUGAAUGUCUUUCUAGCAGAAAUGAAAAUUUGUGUUUUCCUGAUUAUGAGGGUUUUUUUAAAAAAAAAGCUGUUAGCCUUUAUGUGCAUUAUAUCAGAAGGAUUUUAUCCAAUGAAAUUGAUGUGAUGUUUUCUUGACAUGUCAAUAAAUAAUACAAAUGUGUAGUUAUUCAUUAACUCACCUGUUUUUCUUUCUAUUAAAAAAUAUAAUGUGGGUGUAAUAUGUGAAAAAAGACCUUUACUCACAAGUAAGGGCUUAAAGUGUAAGAGGAAUUUGCCAAGAAGAAUUUUUUAUCUGCUUGGGAGAUUCAUGGGAAUGAGCUAUUUAAUAUAUAUUGCUGCUUUUAUAGCAAAAAAUGUUAGGGGCAAACAAAUGUAAUGCAGAGAUUUGAAGAAUCCAGACUUCACUGAAAAUUGUAAUGGUUUCUUGAGAACUUUUCUGAAUAAAGUUCAAGAAAUUAUGUUAAUUUCUGUAACACUUUGACAUAGAAAUAAUUUCUAUGAUUUAGCUUCAGGUUUUUUUUCACCUAUUUCAUAGCAUCUGUCAUUUCUAAAUGUAAGAGGAAAAUGUAGAAACAGCCAAUAUUUCCCAAUAAAAGGCUUGCUGCUAUGUAAACUUAUCUAAAGUAUUCCUCAGUUACAACUAGAUGGCAGCAACUUCAUUCAAGAUGUAAUCAAAUGAAAUGUAGCAUUUACACAGCUCCCAGUUAAGCUAGGAAACUUGAGUUCAAUAGUCUGAAUAUUUAUAUGGCAGUCCUGUGAGGGUAUCUAAGAUUCUAGUGUUAUCUCAGGUUUCUGCUAAAACCCAAAAAUGGGAUUAUUAGGGUUAGGCUGAAUAACAGCUGUAGCAUCAUCUCUGUGUCCAGUGAAAAUUGGCAAGCAAUACUUUGGAUUUAAGAUAGCUUUAAGCUUCUGGAAUGUGAGUUAAUUGGACCAGUCCAAUUAAAAUUUUGCUUUGUGAUAUGCCUGUGCAUAGCUAUGCAUAAAGUGUAUAAAAGUGUAUUCCAUUAUACACUUUUCUUGUUUGUUUGUUUGUUUUUGCAUUCUAUAUGAUUGUUAGAGAGCCAGUUUGGCGUACUAGUUAAAGGCACCAGGCUAGAAUCCAGGAGACUAAGUUGUAGUCUUUCCUUCAGUGCGAAGCCAGUUGGGUGGCUUUGGGCCAGCCAUUCUCUCUCAGCCCUAGGAAGAAAGCAGUGGUAAACCACUUCUGAAAAUGUUGCCAAGAAAACCACAUGGACUUGUUCCGGCAGUCGCCAGGAAUUAAGAUUGACUCAAAGGCACAAUCAAUCGAUACGUUGCUUAACAUGAAAAUAUGCCCACCCUGCUCAAAGGUUAUGCCUGAACAGGAAAUACCAGCCUAUGUGGAGGGCAUGGCCAGCAAUGGUAGGAUAUUGACAAGCAGAUAUCUUCUGAUUUCAUGUAGCUUCUGGUGGGCUCAAAACUGGUAGUGACAAAGGAGAAGGAAAAUCAUGAUCCAGCGUAUGCCUGUUGUAAAAAAUAAAGAUGCCAAACUGACAUCAGCAAAGGACUCUAAAGCUUACAAGACUGUAAUAUUAUUUGUAUGGUUGGAAAACUGCAUGCAGAAAUUCCUAUUUGUGGAAAAGUUGCCAUGUUGGGGAUUUUUAGCUUAGGGGAAAAGCAAUUAAAGCAGAACUGUGUGUAAAAAGCACAGUGUUCAGAACACGGAUAGUGAGAGGCUUUUUGUGUGUGUGUCCAGAAUAGACAGGCCAGGAUUAUCCUGUGAUGCAACUUGAUGGAGAUUUAGGACUGAUGGAAGAAUUUAUUACUUCAUUAUAGAUUUCUCUACUACAACCUGUAGUGAUAGUUGCCAACUUGGGGAGCUUUCAAAGACAGAUUUAUAUAAGGUUAAGUCCACCAGUGGCUAGUAAUCACGACAGCUAUAUUUCACCUGUAGUAUCUGAAGCAGAAUGCCUCUUUAUACUAUUUUUUUUAACAAAAACUGCAAGAAAAAGCAUUUGUUCAGUUCCUGUGAUGCCUUUGGUUCCUUUUAUAUUAUCAUGGCCUUGCCGCCUCCACUCCUGGCAUUACCUGCAAUAAGGAGAAAGGAUUCUUAAGAGUUUGAUUCUCUAUAGCUGGUUGCUGAGGAGUUUGAUAGCUGAUACUGCUCUUCAUAUGCCUUCAGUUCUGCAGAAAUGCAAAUGUAAGACAUUUCUCAGCAGAGGCUCCCCAAUUACAGAGAUUCAUGUAGUACCAAAUCUGCUGCCAUGUGUUAGCAAAUCAACGUUCUUACCAUUCUAUCUGGGCAUGUUAAUGUGGUUUGUGCUAUUUGUUUAACUUAGUGAACAAGUUUGUGUACAUUUUAAAUGUUUUAUCUUUCAUAUUGUAUUUAUGCUGUAUGUUGCUCUGGCAUCAAAUAAAAUGAGUGUUGGU